AUGUUCCAAUUGCCUACAAUAAAGUUUCCAUUCCUAAGAUCCUGGGGUGAGAAUCAUGUCAGCAUCGAUCUUCCAUCUGUUCCGAUCCACGAUGUCGAGCUAGCUCGGGAGAAGAGGGCGCGGACACUCAAGCACCUCAUCAAAGCCAACCACGCCAACCAUUCCGUCAUAUACCACGAGCUACGCUUCCACAACCACACACCUCACAUUCUAGGAUCCGCAUACAUCUUGGGUGCAACGCGCGAGCAUCUGAUAGAGAUCUACGAGAAAGAAGCCGAGGAGCUUGAACCAUGGCAUGAUUCGCCAGGCGAGAUCUCACAGGACGAUUGGAGGAAAUUUCUUGGCAAGAGAGAAUACCAGCGAGCUUUUGUGGAUUUCUUCGAAGAUCAACUUGUGUUGAGGAAAUACGACUGGAAAGCUCUCCUCAACGAAUAUCUAUUCGAGGGAGAGGAGCCACUGAUCAACGGGCUAAUAUCAGGACUCGGACAUCCUCUCAUACACCUUGGAUAUGCUUACGAGCUCGAUUCACGAACCGUUGCGAUUGAAGCAUUAGCGUUGGGUACAUGCUUCUACAGCUCUCUACAUAAAUAUAUAGACGAUCCAUCCUACACGAAACCGAGUCCCGUCCACUAUUCUUCGCUAUACGACAUACUGAAAAAGGUCAAGGAGGAUGCACGGUUCGAUGGUUUAUAUGACCAUCGUAGUGGCGAUAUUUCGAAAUUACUCGAGGAGAGAGAGGGCGUAUUUUUGGAGUACUGGAAUGCCUGGGAGCUUACCAACCCCACUGAGCAGUUUCGAUAUUCCCAAGAGGCUGCUGUUGCGAUUUUGAUCGGGACGGAGCCACCAGAGCAAACCAAGUUCGAUUUCUUCCUCUGUCACCUACUUACCUCCUCGCACGCCGUGCGCAUUCUGUUGCCUCUGAUACCGGCUAAACAUCACAUCAACCUUGUUCGUCAAUGGUGGCUAUUCACGCUUGCGGUAUACAUCGCCCAGACAAGACCUGAGAUCAAGCGGGACGUCAUCUCGAAUUACGACCUGGCAGGCAGAGACUGGAAGUUUGUGGUCGACAAAGCGCUCCAUUCGGGGCAUUCGUUGGAUGCGCAUUUUACUAAAGCAUUGCGGUCCAUGCAAGUUGCUUCGGAUACCUGGGGCGACGAGUCCCAAUACUAUCUCAAAGCUGCGGUGAAGUUUGCGAAUGAGUUUGGGGGCUGGGCAGGCUUCAGCGCCAGUGGUGUAGAGUACGAUUAUCCCGAGCAGAUACAAUAA
Messenger RNA from Aaosphaeria arxii CBS 175.79, 1266 nucleotides. RefSeq lists its product as uncharacterized. The record is from RefSeq and is a predicted model, not a curated record. The transcript has 5 exons. Bases 1 to 1266 code for a protein of 421 amino acids. Gene Ontology annotation, molecular function: oxidoreductase activity. NCBI's taxonomy places the organism in Eukaryota, Fungi, Ascomycota, Dothideomycetes, Pleosporales.